AUGGAUGUGGGAGAGGAGGACAGAAUGGAAGUUGAGAUGCAGAGAGAUUCAAGUGUCAAAAAAGUGUCGAAGUUUUAUGGCAGGAGGAAUAGAAGACUUCAAGGCCUAGCUGCUUCCAUCUUAAAAUUGUGGGAAAAGACUAUCAUAGCUAAAAUUGCUGUGAAGUGGGGAGUUCCGAAUACUAACAAUGAGCAAAUGGCAGAUGAGCUCAAGAGUCUCACUGGAGGAGUUCUGCUACUUCGGAAUAAGUUUUUUAUAAUACUAUAUAGAGGCAAAGACUUUCUUCCGGGCCAAGUUGCAAAUGUAAUUGUGGACAGAGAAAUUGCACUCAGAAAAUGCCAAACCAAUGAAGAAGGUGCACGGAUGAAAGCAAUUGAAAAUUUUUAUAUGGCUGGUGAGCCAUUGAACACAAGCAGAAGCGGAAUUUUAUAUGAAUUCCAGGACAUCCAAAUCAAAUUUCAGAAGAUGGCAAAAGUAAAAGCGGAUUCUGAAAUUCAAUUAGAAGCUGAGAAGGAAAAAUUAGAGCGGGAAUUGAGAAAAGAAGCGCACAGGCUUUUCAUUCUUAAAAGUAAGAUAGAGAAGCCAGCGAUGGACUUAUUGAAGUUUAAUUCUGCAUGGGUAACUACCGAGCCGGAUGCAGACCAAGGAAUAAUGACAGAAGAGGAAAUAGAAUGCUUCCGGAAGAUAGGACUGAAGGUACGUGGUGGCUUAGUGCUUGGGAGGCGUGGGGUCUUUGAGGGUGUUAUGGAAGGUUUGCAUCAGCACUGGAAGCACAGAGAAGUGGUGAAGGUGAUCACAAUGCAGAGAGUUUUUGCCCAGGUCAUUCAUACUGCAAAAUUGCUUGAAGCAGAAAGUGAUGGGAUCCUAGUUUCAGUGGACAAGCUAAAAGAAGGUCAUGCUAUAAUUAUUUACUGUGGAAAAAAUUACAAACGCCCUCAAAGGCUUCUCAAAAGUAAUCUUUUAACUAAAAGAGAAGCACUGAAACAGAUCUCUUCUAAUUCAGAGAGUUGGGGUAAGUGGAACUCCUCUUCUUGCUACCAUUUCACUUACGCAGAGCUUCAAGAAUCCAAGGAAAAGUAUCUUAAAAGUGAGAAACUAGGAGCUAAUAGUGCAUCACAUAGUGAUUCAUCAUGGUCCUCCACUCUUACAUGGGAGAGCAAUCAUGUUGGUUCUUUCCAUGAGUGA
Molecule: messenger RNA, 1185 nt
Organism: Dovyalis caffra
Lineage: Eukaryota; Viridiplantae; Streptophyta; Magnoliopsida; Malpighiales; Salicaceae
Source: the annotation of a GenBank genome assembly